AUGAAACUACUUGUGGUCUCUAUCCUUGUCAUUCUCUGUGCAACCCACGUGGUUUGUCUAACCAUCGAGGAACAAAAUAAACUUCUUGCGGAGUUGAACAAAGAUCGUCAAGAAAUAGCAAAAAAGACUGGGAUCAAAUUUGAAAUUGUGACCUAUGAUGCUAAACACGAAGACGGAAUUCGUACAUUUUCUCCCCCUUGCAGUUAUCUUGACUACCGGGGCGGUUUGAUUAUUCUGAGAGCAACCGAAGUCACCUAUAAACUACUUUCACAUAUCGAUUGGAAUAAACAAGAGCUUGGCCUCUUCCGUCCAUUUACCACUGAAAUUGGAUGCAUCAAGGAUUUCGCGUGUUCUAAAAUUACAAAAGACUUUAACGGAACACAUGUUCAAUUCAACGGGGCAUGGAAGGUUGCACCAGAGCUUAUGGAGGAUGGUGUGGAAUCAGAUAGAAUGAUUGCUACCGGCUGGUCAUGA
Messenger RNA from Caenorhabditis remanei, 474 nucleotides. RefSeq lists its product as uncharacterized. Lineage: Eukaryota; Metazoa; Nematoda; Chromadorea; Rhabditida; Rhabditidae. The record is from RefSeq and is a predicted model, not a curated record. Bases 1 to 474 code for a protein of 157 amino acids. The transcript has 3 exons.